AUGUUCCAGUUAUCUCGAGGUGCCAUUCAGCGCGCUGUGCGUGCGCCCAAGAGCACUCGCAUGAUGUCGUCCGGACACGGACACUACAACCAUCUGCCUUUCAAGUGGGACACGACGAAGCAAUUCGCCGUCCGCUACAUACCAUUCAUGGCCCUUGGCACGGUCAUCCCAUUUGCCGCCUGCUACUACAAGAUUAAACGCUUCCCGCAGUAA
Peniophora sp. CBMAI 1063 is the source of this 213-nucleotide messenger RNA. Lineage: Eukaryota; Fungi; Basidiomycota; Agaricomycetes; Russulales; Peniophoraceae. The record is from the annotation of a GenBank genome assembly.